GGCCUACACCCAGCCGGAUCUUAACUGCUGACGUGUCAGCUCCUGUUUCCCACUGCUCAUGCUCCGGCGGCGGAGGAGUCAAGUCCGGCUACACAAACUGCCAACAUGGCAGCAAAACACUUUUACCGACCAGGCUUUUUAUUAUUACUUUUAUUUAAUUUAAUGCCAACUUCAGCCUUGGAGAGGAGGUUUUCUGACUUUAAACGAUGCGCAGACGAGGAGUGCAGCAUGCUUCUCUGUCGGGGGAAAGCGGUUACAGAUUUCUCAGGACCUGAUUGUCGGUUCCUUUCCUUCAAAAAGUCAGAAACUGUUUAUGUUUAUUACAAGUUGUCAGGAAGGAGGGCUGACAUUUGGGCAGGAAGUGUUGGAAGCAGCUUUGGGUAUUUUCCAAAGGAUCUUCUUGCAGUAAACCACCUUUAUACUGAAAAAGAACUUGAAAUUCCGACAGAGGAAACAGAUUUUGUCUGUUUUGAAACAGGACAUGAUAAGUUUGAAACCUAUGACAUAGAUAAAUUGUUAGGUUUCCCAGCAGAAACGCAGAAUGUUGAAAAUAAUGGAACUUCUGAACAAAUCCCUGAAGUAGUGGUUGCUCAGAAACAAGAGGAGCAUCACAGCAUCGUCGAAGAACCACAAGAUUUAAUUACAUCCUCACCAGAACUGCACACAUCUACUGAAUCUACGUUAAGGGCUGAUGUAGACUCUGAUUCAGAGUUUGUGCCAAAAGAAGGGGAAAACUUUGCCCUUGAACCUUCUCAAGAUAGUGAAACCAAAGAUUUGUCCACUGAAGAAGAGUCUGUGCCUGAAGGGGAGGUCGUUGACAAACCAGCGUCUGUGUCAGAAACGGUGCAGAUCCCCAAGUUAAAAACGACCCUCGGAACAACUUUUGACGCUGUGACUUCUGAUGACGAAACCACCACUAAGGUUACCCCUCAAGUAGAGGAGGACACUGAAGAUGUUAAAGAUCCUCCGGAGGAGGUGGUAGAGGAUGAAAAGGGAACGCCUCUGCUCACUUUCUCAGAAGAGACGGCGGUCACUCCAGCACCAGAGACGGAUACUACAGUCCAGAAAGAUGAACCGAGGACGACACAGGAGAAAAACAUGUGGACGACACUCGGAGAUGCUGUAUUUUCAGCCGUCACCGGUGUCGAAACCACAUCCGAAGAUGUGGAUUCAGAGGAAGACGACGAUGAGGAGGAGGAAGAGGCUGUAGAAACCCCACAAAGUUCUAACGUUUUACCAGAAUCCCAAAAGGAUCCAGAGUACGAGGAUCCAGUUCCAGAUGUUUCAGAAUCUAAGCAGUCGAAUCUCAGUGGUGAUUCUAAUGAUCUAUUGGCUGAAAAGGAUGAAGAGAAAUGGGCGGAAAAACCAGUAGAGGAACCAACCCAUCAUCAAGAGGAUGUUUUCAGCAACACUGAUUCUGAAAAGCCAAAUAUUGAGCCGAUUGAAGACAAAAACAAAGAGGUUUUAAAGCAUUCGGAGAAUGAAUCAAGUGUUACAGAGCAGAUUCCUCUCAGUGUUUUAACUGAAAACGACACCGUGAUUCAUCAAGAAUCAGUCGAUCCAAAAAUUGAGGAAGAUCAGGAGUAUCCCUCCGACGGAAGUGAAUAUAACGACUCGAGUGAACCUGAUCGCAGAGAUGAUCUGUCAGUGAUGGAUGUGGAAAUGAAUAGCAGUUACACAGAAUUAUCUUCAGAAACCUCCAAGCAGAAAGACGAAGCUGAAAACCAAGUAGAAGCUGAAACGGAGGAGGAACAGCUGCUCGAAGACGAAAACGCCCUUUCCUUCUCUCAGGUGAACGAUGGACCCUCAGACGAGCCAGAGUCCGUCCUGCCAACCCCAGAACCAGAAUACAGUGAAGACAUCAUGAGACUCACGUUGCUUAGAGACCACUUCACAGAGAACAAGUUGGAGCGGCUCCACAAACUUCUGGGGCUUCCGAAUCUCUUCAAAGUGGAAGCCAUGUUCGCUGAUCUGGACACGGAGUUGCAGGCGACCCGUUUGUCCGACGGCGACAGCGCGCAGGACAUCGAAAACAUUCUGGAGAACAUCCUGGAAGCAUCUGAGAAUUCUAUCCUCAACGAGAUUGAGAAGAUGAUGGAUACCAGAGACAAAGAGCGAGAGGAACACAGCCCGGAGGAUUUCGACGAGGAAGCUGAACUUUUGGAUGAUUUUCAGGAGCUUGCUUUCAGCCUGCGACAAAAAUACUCUACAGUGAGUGACAGCACGGCUUUAGCUAACGAAAAAUCACCCGAUAACAAUCAGGAUGAACCAUUGGCACAUGUAGAAGAACGUACAGUCCAUGUUGAGGAAACAAAAGCUGACGGCAUAUCAGAGACCAAUCAAGACCCAACAGGCGCCCAUCAAGAGGACGUCCUGGUAAAGGUUGUAGAGAAUGAAGAGAUCCAGCUAAAGACUGAAGAGAAGGAGGAGAUCCCCGUAAAGACUGAAGAGAAGGCGGAGAUCCCGGUAAAGACUGAAGAACAAGAAGAGAUCCCAGUAAAGGUUGAAGAAAAAGAGGAGAUCCCCGUAAAGACUGAAGAGAAGGAGGUCAUCCUAGAAGAGGUUGAAGAUAAAGCGGACAUCCCAAAAGAGGUCGAAGAGGAUGACAUCCCAGUAAAAGCUGAAGAGAAGGAGGUCUUUAUGGAAGAGGUCACGGUUGUGUCAGACGUCAACACAGAUGAGGAGGCUGAACACUACAAUAAAACCAAAGGCGAUCUGCCGAGUUUCAGUCCAACGGAUGAGAUGCAAAAGGCCUCCCAAAGCACGUCCUCAGAGGGAUCCAUAGAGACAGAAGAACCAAAAGCAGAAAAACAAGAGGAAGAAAUUGGAUCAUUCACUACUGGAGUUGUUUUCGCAGGCGUCCUCGUCUCAGUAAUCAGGAAUAAAACUGAAGAAUGGACCACUGUGAUCAUCUCAUUACUGCCAGAAGAGUGGAAGCCAGGGGAAACGCUGUUUGGCUGUCCCUGGGAGGCUGUUGUCGUCACAGCUUUAGUUGGAGUUCUGACCUUCAUAAUCUUCUUCUGGAGGACCAUACUAGCCGUCAAGAAAAGAGAAUAUCUCUUGGAUGAGCAAAAGCUGAAAGAUCAAAUUCAGGCUCUCAAAAAAGAGAAGACUGAUGCUCUGGCUAAAAUAUCUGAGCUCCAGAAGCAAGCCAAAGAAUUUAAAGAACAUCAGAAACAGACUAAAGAAACUGCUAGUAGCACGAAAAAAAAGAUGCAGGACUUGGAGAGUAAGGUUUUAGAAAUGGAAAAACGGAAUGAAAGAAUUGCAGAGGAAAGAAAUAAUUAUGUAAAACUCCUCGAAGAAGAGCGGACAACCAGUCUACAAAAUGAAACCAGGAUUGAAAAAUUGGAGAAGUCAAAUGAGAAGUUGCAAAUUAGCAGGAAGAAGAUUCAAGAAGCGCUCACGAAGACCACCGUCCUCCUGGAUGAAGUUAAAAUCCGAGAAGAUGCUCGAAGUGCUCAACACAAAUGUGUACAGAAGGAAUAUGCAGCUUUAAAGGAAGAGAACAAAACCCUGAAAGCCACUAUUAAAAACUGGGAGGACAAACACAAGGAGCUGAACGAGAAGAUUAAAGUCUAUCAAAAGUCCCAGAAGGAACUGGAGGACUCUGUAGUGCUUAAAGAUCACAACGUGGAGGUUCUGUCUCAGCUUCUGGCAGAUCUAGACGCUUGUGAUCUUCAAAAAGGGGAGAUUUCUGUUUUAGCCAAUGGGGAGAUGACAGGCGAUAAGAAGACGAUCAUAAAAAACAGAAUCAAGCAGCUGAUGGAUGUUUCCAGGGUCCAGACCACUCUCACUGUCAUUGAAGAGGAGCGAGAUCGCUUCAUGGCAAAGCUCCUAAAUGAAGAGAAGUCCAGGAAGGAGCUGGAAGAAAAGCACCAGGAGCUGGAACACGCCAUCGGAUCCCUCAAAAGUGAUAAAAGCCACAUUGAAAACCAGCUGAAGAUCCUUCAGCAAAAAAAUGAAAUCAUGGUCGAGAUGUACCAGCAGAAGGAAAACGCUCUGCAGCAGAGGUUAACGAAGGAGGAACUGGAGCGCCGGAGCAAAGAGAAUAUGCUGACAGAGGUGGGAGAUAAAGCUCUGGAGGCUGAGGAGCAGGUUAAAGUCUUAAGACAGCGCAUCGGUGAGAUGGAGGAGCAGAUGAAGAAGACGGAGCAGGUCUACAAGGAGCAGAUAAAAGAGCAAGAAAACAAGACUCAUUCCAACUGGGUGAACGCUCGCAAUGCGGAGCGCGCUCUAAGUCAGGAGAAGAUUGAAUCAUCCAAACUGCGAGAAAAACUUGCUGUAAUCACCUCCCAGCUUAACGAACGCCGCGCUCCUCUCUUCAGGCCAAACUCGGGUCAGGCUGCAGGCCCCCGCCAAGGUGAUUCUUAUGGGCCCUCUCCUGUGAGUGGGGGCGCUCCGUCCCCUCCUAUAAUGAUCGAGGGGCCCAGGCGCCCUCCUUCUGCCCCAGUGGGGCGAAGAAUUGACCCGUACGGUCCUCGUCCUCCAUCGGAUCCACACGGUCGUUUCUCGGAGAACAAACCCGCUCCUGUGAUGGACAUGGUUGGCCCUCGCAGCUCAUCGCCAGCUAACCUAGACUCGUCUACUCAGGCAGUAGAAGUGCAGCAGGUAGAAUCAGACAGUCAGGCUGUGGCUUCCACAGAGAGUCCAGAGCCAGGGCCUGGCUCCUUCAUGGUAUCCCCCAUCAGAGACUCGCCCGGCCCCAUGGUUCCAGGACCUCCGCCGGGCCCCGGGCUCCAUGACCCACGUUUCCCCCCGCCGGGACCCUACAGGCCCCCGCGACCGGGCCCGUACCAGCUCCCGCCGGGGCCCUUCCCACCAAAUAUUCCUCCUCUUCGCGGUCUUCCUCCCCCAGCCAACGGACACCCAGGGAAACCCCUGCCCGGACCUUUAGGGGGAGAUUAUGGACCUCCGCCCGCCAACGGACACGCAUACCUCCCUAGAACGGGCCCCGGACCCAUGAUGGAUCCGCGGGGUCCUCCACCGCCACACUUCCGUCCUCCACCACUUCACCCGUUUGGACCAAUGCCCCCACCACACGUUCUCCGCGGCUCGCUGGGACCCCGUCCUCCACCCCCCGCCGACCUGCGGUUCCCAGGUCCCCGAGACGCCUACGGCCCACCGAUGGACCUGCCUCCCCAUUCUGGCCCCGUCGGUGACUCUUAUCCCCUCCAGAACUCGGCGGGGGCUCAGGGAGGCCCCGGACCGGGCCUGCAGGUGAAGCAGGAGCCCCCUCAGGACUCGAGGCCAGCAGCGGUCCAGCCUUAAACAAAACGGCACCAGCCCCAGAAAAGGAUUUGAACUCAUCGUCCCCCUCCAAAAAAAAAACAGAUGCAGUCCAACAUGGUGAUUUUCAUGUUUCUGUUAGACUUUACAUUUUUAUUAUUAAAACAAAUGUCUUUAGGAGGAAAAAAAAAAAAAAAUCAGCGUCUAAAUUUAUGACUUGAAGUUUGCCACUUGGAACUGUGCAAUAAUCUGUCUGUGAGUGUGAUGAUCUUUAAGGGGCAUUUUUUUAGUUUUCUGUGGAAAUUGUUUUUAAUAAAAGGAGAAAACCAGUAUUGGAUUGGGUGGGGGCGGGGUCAUCUUCUAACAUUUCAGUUAAACCAGUUUCCAGAAAUGAUUCCAACAGUAUAAACAGCAUUUUAAGGGAAGAUGUAUCACCUAUUUUACUACUUUGGUAGGAAUUUUAAUAAAGUAUGUCAGAGCUGUCAGUGUUAUGUUCUGAAAGGA
Molecule: messenger RNA, 5733 nt
Organism: Oryzias melastigma (Indian medaka)
Lineage: Eukaryota; Metazoa; Chordata; Actinopteri; Beloniformes; Adrianichthyidae
Gene: mia3
Product: MIA SH3 domain ER export factor 3
Exons: 28
Coding region: 106-5271 (1721 amino acids)
Biological process (GO): endoplasmic reticulum to Golgi vesicle-mediated transport; protein secretion; vesicle cargo loading
Cellular component (GO): endoplasmic reticulum exit site; endoplasmic reticulum membrane
Molecular function (GO): protein binding
Source: RefSeq, a predicted model, not a curated record